Molecule: messenger RNA, 1386 nt
Organism: Alternaria rosae
Lineage: Eukaryota; Fungi; Ascomycota; Dothideomycetes; Pleosporales; Pleosporaceae
Exons: 1
Coding region: 1-1386 (461 amino acids)
Source: RefSeq, a predicted model, not a curated record
AUGGCGGAUCUCAGCGUCCGAAAAAUUGCGCCUACCCAGGAAGACGACAGCGAGAUGACCGCUGCUUCGAACAUCCCCGGCGAUACAGCCUCUCGCGACGUCUCCGAGAACAGACCUACCAGCGCUGAAACCCUCAACCCUACAUUUUCCCGCGAUGACCUCAGCGUGCCUGGCAACACAAGCACCCAACAUGACACUACUCUCCUCAAGCGGGAAGCAGUGACCAAGGCUUGGGAACAGUGGACCCGCACGAGCAAGCCAAUUGAUGACCAGCUCAAGGACUGGAAUGAUACAACCACCGACAGUCAGUUCGUCGACAGUGUCAGAGCCGAUCUAGAGCGCGCUUCCUCCGGCACAGCUGCAAAGCUCAUUGGUUUCCUAAAGGCCGAGAAUGAGCUCCUCAAGAGGUCAAACCAGACACUGACGACCUUGGCUCAACACGUCGGAGAGGAUCUGGCUGGACAGACGACCUCGUCGGCUGGUGUGUAUCAAGCACAGAGCCUUCAGUACCCUAUGCGUCCGCAGACCUUGCUUCGAUGGUUCCAGCGAUUCGCUGAUGCAGGCUGGGCCGUACCCGCAGGUCUUCCAAUGACCAAGGACAGGUUCGUAGACAGGUAUUACGGCUGUCCCGAAGAUUGGCAUGGUGUCAAUACAGUCUGUAUAUGCGAUGACUACUCCGGACUCAUUAUCUACAAGUCCUUCCGCGGUUUCCUGGAUCAGCAGCGAGGGUGUGUCCAUGAGGCGCCAUAUGCACUAGCGAUAUGGCUCUACCUCUCACGAUACAACAUCUUCUGGCCCAAGCAGACUGUACCGUCAUGGUUCUUCGAGCAAGCAUCGCGCAUUGACUCACGCCACCAAUUGGACCUUUCCGGUAUGGACGACGACCAACUCAUGAAAGCUUGGCUGGAGGCCACUGCUGCCGAGCUGCCUGGUAUAUGGUCCCAAGUCCUGCAGCGCCAGGAAGAAGAUGACCGCACGAUCUCCAACAAGCUAUGGGCCCCAGUCGCGAAAUUCGUGAAGGAUCACGAGUACGAGAUGUAUGAGCCUUUACGCGAUGUGCAUGACGACUUCGACUACAACGCAGCAGAGCCCCGGAUGACCCAAACUGCGCACGAUGUGUUUCUUCUCCGACUUGCUGAGGGUGAGGCCCUAGCCACCGUGUUGUCCGAUGACCAAAAGGUGCAUUCGUUUAAUCACCUUCGCGUAGCCGCUCUUGGGGAGGUGGCUACUGGAGUUGAUCGCUAUUCCCGCGCUUUAGAGAAGAAGAUGACCUGGGAAUUGCGACAUCGAUGGGUGAAGAACAAGCCAUCACAAAAGUCUAGUCAAUCCUCCACCAACAUCCUCUAUGGUGCCAACGCGGACGAACCGAUGGUCAUUGACGACUAG